CAAGUUUGACUAACUCAAUAACAUCGUCUUUCGUAAUAAUUUGGAAAUAGUGAAGAAAAAUCAUCAAAAUAUGUUUGUUGCAAGCGAAAAGUAGUGUUCUAUGGCUUGUGAUGUUUCAUGAUGAGUGACUUCUGCAAUAAAUUUACAUAAUAUCAGUAACAUGUGAGGUUUUAAAUAAAAAUUUCUAAAAGCACGUCGAGACAUGGGUUCCAGAUUGAGAGACACUGUACGAUACUUGUUUGAAUUAUUUUGUGAAGUGGCACCUGGAGAUCAUACCAAGGACCCAUAUUUGAUAAGAAAAUAUCCAGAGCUGUACAAAAAUGAAGAGGAGUUGAAAAAUGUGCCCAAAUUCACAUUUCCUUGCCAAUUAGAGAACACCUUUGUUCAACACUACUCUUUUGUGUUAACAUCAGUAGAUUCCAAAUACACAUUUGGUUUUUGUCGAUACGAUCCAAAGGCAAACACGUCUCUGGUGUUGCUCUCACAUUUGCCAUGGCACGAUCAAUUUUACAAACUCCUAAAUUGUAUAGCGAAUCUAGUGAACAGUGCCGAAAGAGAGCAGCUCACGUCUCUGCUGGAAGCAUGUCGUAUCAGACCACCUAUGCCUGGUCACACUCUAAAAGUCACAUACAAUGCAGGCCAAAGCGUAUUCUCUUGCCAGUGUCCUGACAGUAAACUUCCUAGUAUUCCUGAAAAUUGUAAUCUGACAGAAUACUUCAGUGCAAUGGACACGAAAUGUAUGGCAGGACUUUGGGCUGCGUUGCUCCAUGAACGACGGGUGGCCGUAGUGGCAUCAAAACCUUCCCGGUUGUCUGCUUGCGUACAGGCUGCAAAUGCUACUCUCUUCCCUAUGUCAUGGCAACACAUAUUCAUACCGAUACUACCAAAGCACCUUGUAGACUAUCUUCUCGCACCUAUGCCAUUUCUUAUUGGAGUUCCUAGAACGGUGAUGGAGACUGUAAGAAUGUCAGAAAUUGGGGAUGUUGUUAUAUUAGAUGUAGAUGAAAAUGAACUUAAAUCACCUUUUAAUGAUCUAGACAGUCUUCCUCCUGAUUUGGUGGCGAGUUUGAAAAAAGCUUUAAGUGAUAAAAAUGCACUAGGCGACGCAGUAUCGAGGGCGUUUCUACGUGCACUAGUAUGUUUAAUAGGUGGUUAUCGUGAUGCUAUUAGAUCAAGAAUGACGUUGACGUUGUUAAGGUCUUCCGUGAAAACUUCUCACAAAGCUAUGAUAAAGCGCUUCUCUGAAGGCAACAUGGCAAGAAUCGAAAAAGGUCAGACGAUCACCUUCAACCCAGAGGCUUUUGUUAGGACUAGAAAAAAUAUGCAACCAUUCCUUAGGAAAAUAUUACAAUCACAAAUAUUCCAACAGUUUAUUGACGAAAGACUGGAUUUGCUCAAUUCGGGCAGAGGUUUCAACGACGAGUUCGAAGUGGAGUGCAAUUAUUACGCGGAUAGACUCGGUACAGGUAGUGGCCAAAGACUGAAACAGCAAUACAGAGAAUGGGCCAAGACUGUCAAGAAAGAAGGCGGCGCGUUCUUCAAAACGGUUAAAGAUAAGGCGAACCCCGCAGUUCAAUCAGCUGUUAAAACGGUUCGACAAGGUGGCAGAAAUAUGAAGUCUGCGGUAAAAGGGUUGAAGAAUAAACUACCAAAGACAGGCUCACGGCCGUCGUCAAUAAACACAACUGACGACAGCAGAUUUUCUUGCGGCUCGGUAACCCCGGUAUCAUCAGAUUCGUCGGAGUCGGCGCCAACACAUGAAGAUAUGCAGCGUGACCAUCCUACUGCGCUACCGCUGGACCUUCUCACAGAAAUGGAAUUCCUGUUUAAAAAUGAACGCCGCCGAGACAGUCUCCCCGACAAUGCUCCAGGGUCAGAAAUCAGUCUUCCAGAAAAAGCUAAAACACUGUCACCAUGCCUCCCACCCCGGUUACCGGAACGUCCUAAACUCCCACUCCGCUAUCCAAUUAUAUCCACGAAGAAAUUAGUUGACAUAUCGGACGCGCCUGUACCGCCGCCGCGCGCCACGCCGGCGCCCGUCAACAGAAUGCACUUUGUCAGUAACAUUACUAAAAACGAGAGCAACGCCGCGGCGGAUUUCCAUACGAGCACAAUAAGCUUUUCGGAAGGGAAAGAUAAAGCUAAGUUGAAACUGACUACGUCGACGAACCAGAGAAAGUUGCCGCAAACCAGCACUCCUGCUCCUUGUAACGGCAGCACGCCAACAAUGUCGUCGCCCGUAGUAGUCAAUAGGCGCAACCAGGACCACAGUAGGUUGGUCAGGGCCGUGCCCUGGCCGCCCGCCCCCCUCCACCUCAACCCAUUCAGGGGUAAACAACAAGAGUCACGUGACGCGGACUCUGAUCUCAUAAAGUUGGACGAUUCACCGACAAACCUUGAGGAUUUCGAUCCGCUCAAGCGCCGAGAUAAAAGUGAGAAAACCGACCCGAUCAAGUCUACUGCAGAUAGUGCGCUCUUGCAUGAAUACGGACUCGAUUUUAGUCAAUUUGGUUUGUUUGAUUACACCCCGAGUUCAAGUGCGCGACCCGACGCCAGUGUACCUAAAGGGUGGACCACCUUUAAUUAGUACAUAUUGUAAUUAUAAUUAUCGUCUGUAUUCAAAUAUAAGUAUAUUUUAUCUGUAUAGCUCGCGUACAAUUCGUUAAUAACUUAUGUAUAAUACUGCUUUCUGAUUAAGCAUAGUGUAAAUUUAUUUAUUUAUUAAAUUAAAGUUAUUGGCUUUUGUUGUAUAAUUGUGCUGUUUAUAAACGUACCUAAUGAAAUUAUUGUACAUAGU
Messenger RNA from Hyposmocoma kahamanoa, 2797 nucleotides. Its product is annotated as DENN domain-containing protein 1A. Gene Ontology annotation, molecular function: guanyl-nucleotide exchange factor activity; phosphatidylinositol phosphate binding. Gene Ontology annotation, biological process: endocytic recycling; endocytosis. Gene Ontology annotation, cellular component: intracellular membrane-bounded organelle; cytosol. Bases 203 to 2587 code for a protein of 794 amino acids. The transcript has 15 exons. The record is from RefSeq and is a predicted model, not a curated record. NCBI's taxonomy places the organism in Eukaryota, Metazoa, Arthropoda, Insecta, Lepidoptera, Cosmopterigidae.